CAGGGUCCCGGAAAACUCAGAAUUCCACUACUCUCUUCAGUGGCUGACGCUUUCGCAAACUACUCUGCGAGAAUACCGAGACUCUGCUCUCCACAAAUUGUGGCUGUUCAUGAUCUGCUCUCCACUGUCCACUUGACUGACGAUGAGGAGGACCAUGAUCUCUACAGUUGGUUGGGACGUGAUUCAAACCUCAUAAAGUUCCCAACUGCAGAGACUUGGGAUAGUUUAAGACUAAAAGCUCCUGCCAAGGCUUGGUCAUCCUCUGUUUGGUACAAAGGAGCCACACCUAAGCAUGCCUUUAACAUGUGGCUAGCUCAACUUGACAGGCUACCAACUAGAGACCGUCUUAUUUCUUGGGGCAUGCCGAUCUCUCCCGCCUGCUGCAUUUGUUCUCAAUUUGCUGAAUCUAGAGAUCACCUUUUUCUUAGGUGUGUGUUCAGCGAGCAGAUUUGGAAGCUUAUUCUCCUACGUCUAAACCUGUCUCCUUGCACUUUCUAUACUUGGUCUUCUCUUCUUGUGUGGACACGGCUCAGCUCUACCACUGCUCCCACGGUUCUAAGGAAGUUGGUGGCUCAGGCUGCGAUUUACCAUAUAUGGAAGCAGAGGAACAAUCUUCUUCAUAAUCAAGUCUCAAUCCCGGCCUCUACUGUCUUCAUGACCUUGGAGAAGGAGAUCAGAAACACGAUCACUGCUAGAAGGAACAGACGGGUCUUUCGCAACUUAAUGAUCCUUUGGAUUCGAUAAUGCGUUGUUUGACACCCAUCGCUUUGUUUUUUAUUAUGUAACCCUUGUUUUUUAUUUCUUUUUUGGCAAGGUUACAUUCACUUAGGUUAUGCUUUCAUUGUAGAACCUCACCUCUUCAUAUUAUAUGAUAUUCACAUUCCUAUCAAAAAAAAAA
This is a messenger RNA of Arabidopsis lyrata subsp. lyrata, 898 nucleotides long. RefSeq lists its product as uncharacterized. The record is from RefSeq and is a predicted model, not a curated record. The transcript has a single exon. The annotation marks the transcript as partial. NCBI's taxonomy places the organism in Eukaryota, Viridiplantae, Streptophyta, Magnoliopsida, Brassicales, Brassicaceae.